Sitodiplosis mosellana (orange wheat blossom midge) is the source of this 3933-nucleotide messenger RNA. Its product is annotated as thrombospondin-4-like. Gene Ontology annotation, biological process: glycoprotein catabolic process; SCF-dependent proteasomal ubiquitin-dependent protein catabolic process. Gene Ontology annotation, molecular function: protein binding; ubiquitin protein ligase activity. Bases 746 to 2053 code for a protein of 435 amino acids. Gene Ontology annotation, cellular component: SCF ubiquitin ligase complex; cytoplasm. The transcript is spliced from 5 exons. NCBI's taxonomy places the organism in Eukaryota, Metazoa, Arthropoda, Insecta, Diptera, Cecidomyiidae. The record is from RefSeq and is a predicted model, not a curated record.
CUCAAUUCGUGUAUUGGCGUGCAAAUUUGUCAUGUGAAGCUGAAAAUCCCGUUGAACGAAUUAGUCGUGAUUGCUGAUGAUGGACAGCAACAUUGUCCGAAAUGCAUUCAGGUUAGCAUUAAAUUUAUUUCAAUAAUUUAAUCCGACUCCAGUAGAGUCAAUAAGGUGAAAAAUUGACAUUCAUUGGAAUGUAUUUAAGUGAAAAACAGACGUAAUUACAUUAAAAAGAGCGAAACAAGCAGACAUAUACAUUUGAAUGUAUUUGUUGAGUGUGUGACUCGGUGUGAUUGUGUUAAUUUCCUUUGGCUGUGAUUGCAAUUUGCAACGAAGGAGAAGUAGAAUGGAAUGUGGAACUCGUUCACAUUUACAAAUACAUUAUGUAUUGUUGGAGUAGAAUCUGUGUUUGUAGUGUGUAUAUCGUUGACACUUGAUUUGUGACGUUGCAUAGUCAUGAUAUUGCUAAUUCGCAGACAGUUCAAAAAAAUGUAAUGUAUUUCAAAAUUUUCGUGGAAAGAGGAAUCAUUUGUCGUAAUUUCAUCAUCUCAUAAAAUUGGUCUGUUCUGUUUGUGGAAAGACUUCACAUGAAGUGGUAGCGUUGUAAAACAGUGAUUGAUUUGCAUUUUUCUUUUCAAGUUCGGUUUAUUUUUAAAUAACAAUUUGAAUAAUACACAACUCGAUCGUUUUGGUUAUUGAAUAAAAUAGUCGUAUCCUUUGAAGAAAAAAAACAAUAAUUCAAUAGUUAAAAAUGAGCUGUGAAGAAACAUUUAAUCUACAAUCAAUUGAAGAAUCGGAUGGUUUUGAGGAAAAUGGUUUAAUACUUAACGAUAUUUAUUUGCCGAUUGAAUUAAUUCAGCGCAUAAUGAGUUAUGCCGAUGAAAAAUCAUGGCUGAAUUACCAAUUAGUUUGUAAACGAUGGAACGAGACCAUAAUGGACUAUGUUUGGCGAAAGAAGGCUGAGACUAAAACUGGCCACAAAUUUUCUUUGAACACCGUUCUGGAUUGGAAAGACUUUUAUUUGAUCUGCGCGAAAAAUUUAUACGGGAGAAAUUUGCUGAAAAAUCAUUCGGGAGAAGAGGAAUUUAAACACUGGAUACUGGUGCAAAAUGAUUUUGCAGCUUGGAACUAUGUACGUGAUACGGAUUCAAAUGAUUCUGAUGACAAUAUAGAUGGUAUCUCAGACGAGGAAUCGGAUGGCGGAGAAGAUAGCGACGGAAAUAUCCAAAUCAAUGGUGAAGCCGAAAGCAGCUCAAGCGAAAUUGAUGGCGAUAGCGAUAGCGAUAGCGAUAUUGAUGGAAAUAUCAGCAUCGAUGGCGCCAAUCAUAAAGACCACGAAUCUAGUGAUGACAACGCAAGUUCACACAGUAAUAGAGAUAAUGAAAAUAUGAAUCGCAACGACAAUGGAAACGAUACUGACAAUGACACCGACAAUGGAAACCUAAACGUCAUUGAGAUCGAUAGUGAAAAUGAACAUCACAGCAACAGCGACCGUGAGAACGACAGCACCAGCGACAGUGAUAAUGACAUUAACGAUAGUAAUUAUGACACCAACGAUGAUGGAGAUUAUCUACAAGCAAAUUACAUGGGUGGAUGGAUCGUUGAAUGUCCUCCGUAUGGUGCACCACUUCCGCCACCACAACCAGAGUUUGAAGACAAAGAACAUUGUUUCGUCACAACUUAUUAUGAUUGCUACAAAGAGCAAGUAAUCGACUUGAUCAAAGAAGGUUUCUCGACCAAGAUUUUAGACCAGGAACCACCAAUUGAGAUAAAUGAAUGGUAUUGCUGCCGGUGGGAUUGUGAAGCAUUGUACAACAUGCGUGUACGUUUAUUGAACCAAUCUCAUGAAACACUUGAUGAAUUUGUUUUCAAAGAUAUUUUGGAAGGACCCCGGCUGAAUAUUUGGUUCAAUGUGAAGCACGAAUUUAAGAACUACGGCAAAGGAUUACGAAAAAUACGCUUCGUCGAUGGAGGUCGUGAUCGCCAAUUCUGGGCCGGACAUUAUGGAUCCAAAAUGGCUGGAGCUUAUGUCAAAGCCAAAAUUCCAGAAGGUUUAUGAGAAACAAGCGAACAAAUGAUGACAUCUGCAUUUCUUUGUCAACGUCUUUGGCUAUAGUGCUUCAAAAUCACCAAUCUAUUCAUGACAAAAAUCGGUCCAUUUAUGUAUUUAUAAAUAAUACAUUCAUUUCUUGGGUCUUAUCCAGGGACUACUAAAAAAAUCUCAUUAAAUUUUAAGCUUGGUUUUAGUUCAUACCUGACAUUUUAACUAACAUUCACAUCGAUGUAUCUCAGGCUGUUUUACUGUGCCAGUUGAAAGUACUUUUGCUAUGAUUUUAUUUACACCAAAGUGAGGAAAUAUUCAAAUAAAAUCAAAAAAGAGUUAAUUUGUUAAAUCGAAUAUAUUAUUGAAUUAUAUUUUUUCAUCAGAUAAUAAAUUAAUCGUGCAAGUUUGGUAUCGUUGGAUAAAGUUUCUUUCAAAUUUCAUGCGAAAUACAAAUGAUUUGGAAAAGCAACGUUCAUCGUGAAGUUAGUUCAUAGUUGCAUAUAUCAUUUUGACAUUGACAGUUCUUGGCCCGAGAUAAUAGCAUAUACAUGUAUUUAUUUUGUAUUCAUAAACACUUGCUGUUGAUAAGCAAUGAUUCAUUGCAAUUAAUAAGAAUUCUAUUGCUACAGACGACGAAAUUCUAUUGUUUUCUGAAGUUUAUUUAAACAUAAAGUGUAAAUUCGUAGUGAGAGGAAAAACAGAAAAACUUUUACAGCGUUCACUCAAAUCACUAAAUCGGAAUCAUUUCAUCAUUCGUUCAAAAUGGGUAAAAUUGCGUCGAGAAAUGUGCCAGAAGAUUCCGAUGAACUUGUCAACAAUGGUUUAGUACUGAAAAAUGUGGAAAUACCACCGGAAUUGAUUGAGCACAUAUUAUUCUACGUCGAUGUGAAAUCAUUGUUGAAAUGCCGUCGUGUGUGCAAAUGCUGGAACGAGAUAAUAACAAAUCAUGUUUGGCGUAAAAAGGCUGAGAACAGAACGGGUUGUAAAUUUACUUCAGAAACAAUUUCCGAAUGGAAAGACUUUUAUUUGAUAUGUUGUGGUUUAUUUGGAAGAAAUUUGGUGAAAAAUCAUUCCGGCAAAGAAAAAUUCAAGCAUUGGCAAAUUACAGAAAAUUAUGGUGAUUGCUGGGCCAUUGAAUGUCCACCGAUUGGUGCACCUGUACUAGAAUCGGAUGCCGAAUUUGAAAAUAAACAGCAUUGUUUUGUGACUUCCUACGGUGAAUGUCGUAAAUAUUAUACGGUGGACUUGAUUAAAGAAGGAUUUACAGUGAAUAUUUUGGAUCAUUUGCAACCACCCAUUGAGAUAAGUGAAUGGUAUUGUUCCCGAUUUGAUUGUGCAGCAGUGUACAAUAUUCACGUGUAUUUAUUCAACCAGUCUGGUGAAACAAUCGAUGAAUUCAUCUUCGAUGAUACUUUAGUGGAAGAUCGACAGAAUAUUUGGUUCAACGUGAAACACGAAUUUAAGAACUACGGGCAAGGCUUAAGAAAAAUACGAUUCGUCCAUGGGGGUUGUGACCGGCAAUUUUGGGCAGGACAUUUUGGGUGCAAAAUGGCCAGAUCAUGUGUUAAAGUCAAAGUUCCAGUUCGAGAAGAUUAAGUUCCAGUUAAUAAGGAAAACCAAUGAUAAUGUUCAAUCAGAAGUGACAACAAGAACUCUAUCGCUAGUGCAGUUUAUCAAAUUAAACUAUAGUCACCUUGCAAUUACAUGCACAUUAAAAGUAUUUUACUCUUCAGCUAUCUAAUUGAAUUAUCUCAGGUCACCGCACUUCAUUCUUCGAUAAGUUGUGAAAUUUUCAUCAAUCAAAAUGAAGAAUUGAACAAAUUGUUUUUAAAUCAAACCAAAUUAAUCUUACAACGUCAAAUAAUAUUAUAAAUAAAGUAUGUUUUAUCAACAAA